AUGGAGUCCUUCUCCAUGUUGGCGGAUGUAGCGCGGGACCAUGAAAUCGAGCAAACUCGAGUCGAUGAAAAAGGCCCUAGAAGAAAGAUUGAGGGUAGUAACUCCCCAAACAAGAAGCCUAGGCAAGUUGAAGGUUCAAGUGGAGGGUUCGCAAGGAACGACAUUCCUUUUUGCCAUCAAUGCAAAAGGAACCAUCCGGGUGUGUGCAAAGCAUCGAUGAAGGGAUGUUAUAAUUGUGGACAGGUGGGGCAUAUGAGUCGAGAUUGCAAGGCGGGGCCGGAGAAGUCAAUCAUAUGCUUUAAAUGUUUUGAAGGGGGACACAUGAGGAGUUCUUGUCCUACACUAACCGAAGAAGAAAGGCAAGAGGAGAGGAGAAAGGAAGUGGAAAGAAGGAAUGCUCGAGCUUAUGGAAACCAACAAGGUAGGUCUUCCUAA
Messenger RNA from Erigeron canadensis, 435 nucleotides. Its product is annotated as DNA-binding protein HEXBP-like. The coding region runs from base 1 to 435 and encodes 144 amino acids. The record is from RefSeq and is a predicted model, not a curated record. Gene Ontology annotation, molecular function: zinc ion binding; nucleic acid binding. NCBI's taxonomy places the organism in Eukaryota, Viridiplantae, Streptophyta, Magnoliopsida, Asterales, Asteraceae. The transcript has a single exon.